AUGCAAUCUUUUAUGACCGGUGCACCAGGUCAUCAUAUACAAUCAAUUAAAAAAUCAACAUCAACUAGACUUGUAUAUGUAGUUUUCUUUUUAUUAGUAUCAAUUGUAGCAUAUAUACUUAGUUAUUGGACUUUUUCAUGGUUUAAUAAUUUAGAUGUAUUAAAAAUUUGUAGUAAAGGUGAUAAUGAAUGUAAAGGAGCAUUAGUAGUUUAUAGACUUACAUUUGGAUUAGCAUUAUAUCAUAUUUUAUUAGGAUUAGUAAUGAUAAAUGUAAAGAGUGCAGGUGAUUCAAGAGCAAAACUUCAAGAUGGUUAUUGGCCUUUAAAAAUCCUAUUAUUAGGUGUUUUAAUAUUUGUAUCAUUUUUCAUACCAAAUUCAUUUUUUAGAGUAUACACUUGGAUAUCGAUUUUCAGUGCAGCAAUAUUCAUUUUCAUUCAAUUGGUAUUAUUGAUAGAAUGUGCCUACUCUUUGAACGAGAGUUGUGUUAGAAAGAUUGAAGAUGAGGGACACAGUGGAAAGAAAUGGUAUGUAUUGUUGUGUGUACUUAGUUUUGGAAGUAUUGCACUUGCAGUCGCCGGUACAGUAUUGAUGUUGGUAUUCUAUGGUAGAGGCAGUUGUUCGAUCAAUCAAUUCUACAUUGUUUUCAAUUUGGGUAUUUGUUUAAUCGUUGGUGUACUUUCAAUUAGUGAAAAAGUUAGAGAAUAUAGACCAUCAAGUGGUUUAUUCCAAAGUGGUGUGGUUAUGUUGUAUUGUACCUAUUUGAUUUAUUCAGCAAUCAAUAGUGAACCACCAGGAACUUGUUCAUCAAAUAAUACCUCAUCACCAAAAGAGUCAACUAUUAUCAUUGGUGCUGUAUUUACAAUCAUUUCAGUUUGUUACUCUGCAUUUAGAUCAAGUGAUUCAACAGAACUAUUGGGAAAUCAUAAUCAUUAUUCAAGUAUUCCAACCGAUCCAAAUGCUGAAACAACUGGUGUUGCUGAUGAUGAAUGUGAAUGUACUGCUUAUAAUUAUUCUUUCUUUCAUUUCACUUUUGCAUGUGGUGCAAUGUAUCUAUCUGCUCUCUUAACAAAUUGGGCAACUAUGACAAGUACCGAUAUCACCUCCUCUUCCACUUCCUCUUCAAAUUCUACAAUUAGUGUUGAUUCUGGUAUGGUUUCUGUUUGGGUUAAAGUUGUUAGUUCUUGGGUUGUAGUUUUAUUAUAUCUUUGGACUUUAAUUGGACCAAUAUUAUUAAGAAAUAGAGUUUGGGAUUAA
Messenger RNA from Dictyostelium discoideum AX4, 1254 nucleotides. RefSeq names its product TMS membrane protein/tumour differentially expressed family protein. Lineage: Eukaryota; Evosea; Eumycetozoa; Dictyosteliales; Dictyosteliaceae. Bases 1 to 1254 code for a protein of 417 amino acids. The transcript has 3 exons. The record is from RefSeq and is a predicted model, not a curated record.